This is a messenger RNA of Juglans microcarpa x Juglans regia, 516 nucleotides long. RefSeq lists its product as uncharacterized. The record is from RefSeq and is a predicted model, not a curated record. The transcript has a single exon. The coding region runs from base 1 to 516 and encodes 171 amino acids. NCBI's taxonomy places the organism in Eukaryota, Viridiplantae, Streptophyta, Magnoliopsida, Fagales, Juglandaceae.
AUGGCAUUCCCAUUGCCACCGAAGUUCAGAAUCCCCAUCAUAGAGAUGUACGAUGGGAAUAGGGACCCUCUCAAGUACCUGGAAACCUUCAAAGCUCACAUGAUGUUGCAUGGCUUCCCUGGGGAAAUCGCUUAUAGGGAGUUCCUGCUAACCUUGAAGGGGCCCGCACGUGCAUGGUUUGGGUCACUGGCACCUAAGUCAGUGGACAUCUUCGGCGGGCUAGCCAGACUGUUCCUAACCCAAUUCAUGUCCAAUCGGAGGAGGCGAUACUCGGCUGCAUACCUCCUCACUAUCAAACAAACGGAGGACGAGAGCCUGAAGUCCUACUUGACCCGGUUCAAUAAUGAGCGCAUGACCGCCGACGACCAAGACGAGAAGAUCACCUUGGCGGCACUUCUAGGAGGUGUUUGGCCCCUUUCCCAGUUUAUGGCAGAAAUAGCCAGGCGAACCCCCUCAAUGCUACAGGAAUUCAAGGACCAGGCCGACAACUUCAUUAAUGUGGAAGACACUCUCUGA